Physeter macrocephalus (sperm whale) is the source of this 2422-nucleotide messenger RNA. RefSeq names its product histamine receptor H1 (gene HRH1). Gene Ontology annotation, biological process: regulation of vascular permeability; G protein-coupled receptor signaling pathway, coupled to cyclic nucleotide second messenger; chemical synaptic transmission. The coding region runs from base 274 to 1737 and encodes 487 amino acids. The transcript is spliced from 4 exons. The record is from RefSeq and is a predicted model, not a curated record. Lineage: Eukaryota; Metazoa; Chordata; Mammalia; Artiodactyla; Physeteridae. Gene Ontology annotation, cellular component: plasma membrane; dendrite. Gene Ontology annotation, molecular function: histamine receptor activity; neurotransmitter receptor activity; G protein-coupled serotonin receptor activity.
GGAGUGUCUUUGUGGUUCCAGAAUGCCUGUGGAGGCUGGAGAGACUGCCCAGAGAACUUGAGGCAGGCAGGUUUCCAUGGCCAGUACCACCAUAUCCUGCUGCUGUUCUGGGUCUGGUGUCUGAAUUUGAAUAUGCCAGAGAGCUACCUGUGUCUCCAAGGACUGCAUCUGAGAAGCAUUGUGUCACUUCCGGCCCAUCUCCAUAUUUUCUGAGGAGAAAUCUGCUGUCAUUCUUACGGGUGUGAGCCAUAGCUGGAGGCUACUCUUGUGCCAAUGACCCUUCCCAAUUCCUCCAGCGUCUUGGAAGACAAGAUGUGUGAGGGGAACAAGACCACUACGCCCAACCCCCAAAUGACGCCCCUGGUGGUGGUCCUGAGCGCCAUCUCCUUGGUCACGGUGGGACUCAACCUGCUGGUCCUGUAUGCUGUGUGCAGCGAGCGGAAGCUACACACGGUGGGGAACCUGUACAUCGUCAGCCUCUCAGUGGCCGAUCUGAUCGUGGGGGCCGUCGUCAUGCCCGUGAACAUCCUCUACCUCCUCAUGUCCAGGUGGUCCCUGGGGCGCCCUCUCUGCCUCUUUUGGCUUUCCAUGGACUAUGUGGCCAGCACCGCAUCCAUUUUCAGCAUCUUCAUCUUGUGCGUCGAUCGCUACCGCUCUGUGCAGCAGCCCCUCGGAUACCUGAGGUAUCGUACCAAGACCCGAGCGUCGGCGACCAUCUUGGCAGCCUGGUUCCUCUCCUUCCUGUGGGUGAUUCCCAUUCUGGGCUGGCAUCGCUUCAUGUCGAAGACCUCAGGGCGCCGGGAGGACAAGUGCGAGACGGACUUCUACGACGUCACCUGGUUCAAGGUCAUGACUGCCAUCGUCAACUUCUACCUGCCCACCUUGCUCAUGCUCUGGUUCUAUGCUAAGAUCUACAGGGCUGUACAGCAGCACUGUCAGCACCGGGAGCUCAUCGGUGGAUCCCUCCCAUCCUUCUCUGAAGAUAAGCUGAAGCCAGAGGACCUCAAGGUGGGCGCUAAGAAACCGGGGAAGGAGUCUCCCUGGGAAGUUCUGAAAAGGAAGCCGAAAGAUGCCGGUGGUGGACCUGUCUUGAAGACAGCAUCCCAAGACCCAAAGGAGAUAAAGUCUCCAGGCGUCUUCCGCCAAGAGAAGGAUGGAGAGCUGGACAGAGUCCAUUGCUCCCCACCUAACAUUGUGCAGACGCAGAUGGAGGCGGAUGGGAGGGGCAGGGAAUACGUAGCCAUCAGCCAGAGCCAGAGCCAGCUCGAGACGGGUGAGCAGGGCCUGAACAUGCAUGGGGCCAAGGAGAUACUAGAGGAUCAGAUCCUAGGUGACAGCCACUCCUUCUCCCGGACAGACUCAGACACCCCCACAGAGUUGGCACCAGGGAAAGCCAAAUCGAAAAGUGAGUCUAGCAGAGGCCUGGAUUAUAUCAAGUUCACCUGGAAGAGGCUUUGCUCACAUUCAAGACAGUACAUGUCUGUGUUGCAGAUGAACCGAGAACGGAAGGCCGCCAAACAAUUGGGUUUUAUCAUGGUGGCCUUCAUCGUUUGCUGGAUUCCUUACUUCAUCUUCUUCAUGGUCAUUGCCUUCUGCGAGAGCUGCUGUAACCAACAUGUGCACAUGUUCACCAUCUGGCUGGGCUACAUCAACUCCACGCUGAACCCCCUCAUCUACCCCUUGUGCAACGAGAACUUCAAGAAGACGUUCAAGAAAAUUCUGCACAUUCGCUCCUAAGGGAGGCUACAAGGGGUUGCGACUAAGUGAUGCUUAUGAUGUCCCUGAAGGAAAUAGAGGAGGAAGCCUGUGCGUUGCCAGACACCUGGGCUUUCUGGAGCCAAAAGAAUAGCCUUAGGGGCUGGGUAGUUUGGAAAGUUCAUAGGCACCAUUGGAAGAACAGCAGAUGGCGGUGGUCAGCAGAGAGACUGUAUCCUGAGAGCAGAAUACUUCCAAGAGAAUCCGAUCUGGUUGAGCUCUCCUGCUCCUCGGGAAAUGUGGGCGCCUCAGACUCACAUUGUAAUUCAAGCUUUCAGACUCGAAUUAAUGGGCAACCGAAGGGACACGUGGGUAGAGUUCCAGUAGAGAAGUAGACAGAACUCUGGAGCCUUCCUGGAAUGGAGCUAUACGACUGUGCAGAGACCUUAUAUUGAUACACACAGACAGAUGCUGUCCCCUGCCAGGGGUCACCUUGAGAGGCAGGACAGCUAUUCCACUGUGACUGCCACUUCUCAGAACACCUGUCCUCUGAGCCUCUUUUACAGCUUUCUCCGGACCCAGUGUUUGAACCACCUUGGAAAUUCCGCCUUAUUAUUUCUCACUCACACACAUCUUAGAGUUGAUAGGAAAUUAUGCAGUCUACACAUCCAUCAUUUUCAAACCCAAAUUCCCUUUUUGCCAUAAAAAAAAAAAAGGCUAAAUGCUG